UUUAGUUCCUUUUUUAUUAUUUCUAACUUAAUAUAGUAAAGUCUCACCUUUAGCAGUUUAAGCAAGUGAAAGUUUGGUACUUUUUGUAGAGCACGGGACACUUGGAAUUUCAGUACUAACUUCCUUCGGGUAAAGAGGUAGCUGUUACUGUUUGUGUGUGAGGAAAACAAAAAGUGGCAGAUCAGGUUGUAUUACAUGCUGUGCAACCUUGUUCAGCUAGUGUGUCUAUUCUAGUGUAUGUGUGGGGUGUGUGUGUGUGUGUGUGUGUUUGUGUGUGUAUGAAGAUGUAUAAUAUAUUGUAGAAUCUUCACCGGUUGCUGUUGUUUCUGACAAAGACAGAAGUCAUGGCCAAAAAGGAGGAAGAAAAAAGCCGCACUCUGCGAAACUUCCGCAGCCUUUCAGUGGAAGAAGACAGAAGACAUUCCUUCUUUAUGAGAGACCGUGAGGAGAGCAUUGAUCUGCCCUGUUCACAUUUUCCGGACUAUCCUAAGGAUUCACACCCAGAGCCUGUUGUUAAAUCAGGUUGGCUUGAUAAAACUCCUCCUAAAGGGGGGAAGAGGUUUCAGAGACGAUGGGUGCAGCUGGAUCAUAAAUAUCUGAGAUAUUUUCAAAACAGCAAGGAGGUGUACUCUAAGCGGAUGAUAUCUCUGCAAUGUGUGAGUGCAGUUCAGCCUGCUGGCGAUCAGCGAUUCGAGCUCAUCACUCUGAACCGAACAUUUUUAUUCAAAACAGAAUCCAACCAGAUGCGAAAUGAAUGGAUAAAAAGUCUGGAGGAAGUUCUGAGUAGUCGACCGCAAUCUCAACACAAGGCGCGAAGUGAAUGGAUAAAAAGUCUGGAAGAAGUUCUGCGUCGUCGACAGCAGAAUGGCGGUGGGGGAGUGUUUUUUAAAUCUUAUUUAGCCAAAACUGAGGGUUUGUUGGAGAUGACGUCCCCACGCACUAAAGUCUACACUGUUAUCAACAACAACAGAAUUUAUCUGUUUAAAAAUAGACAGGAGUACAUGAAUGGUUUGGGCAUCACUGAUAUUGAUCUGAGCAAGGCGAGCUUGAAGGAGUCCAGCAAAUCCUUCAGUGUCAUCACCCCCUACCGGACCUUCAGUUUUGUGGUGGAGUCUGAAGCUGAGCGGCAGCGGUGGUGCGCGUGUUUGGCGGAGUGUGUGAGGAGUUCAGCACCGGUUUCCAGAGUGUGUGAGAAACUUUGGAGUAAGGAGUUUAACCGUGUGUGUGCAGACUGUGGCGCUGAUUCGCCAGAGUGGGCCUCAGUCAACCUGUGUGUUCUGCUGUGUGAACGAUGUGCAGAUGCCCACAGGUGUUUGGGGCCCUCUGUGUCUAAAGUGUUCAGUCUGAAGGGGAAUGAUCAGCUGUGGACUGAAGAUCUGAUAAAGCUGUUUCUGCAGCUAGGUAAUGGUAAAGUAAACAGUUUCUGGGCGGAAAACAUUCCCAGCAGUGAGAUUCUGAAUGUGGAGUCCAGCAGCAGCGAGCGGCUUGCCUAUGCCACUGCAAAAUACCUAAAAGGAACUUUCCGGAAACAGCACCAUCUCUCCGGCCAGCAGGAGGCGCUCAACAAUGCGCUGUGUGCUGCAGUAAAGGGUAGUAAUAUUGUGGAGACUUUCCGUCUGCUGUUUUCGGGUGCAGAUAUAAACAGCUCCACUGGUAUCCCAGAAUUCCCUACUCCUCUUGCCCUUGCAAUGCACAGUGGGCAAACAAAUCAGGUGGAACUGCUGAAACACAACCAGAAAUCAGACACUGUGAAGUCAGAGGUCAACACUGCACCCUCUCUGAGCGGGUACUUGUUCAAAGUGGCUUCCGCUAAUCGACCAAUCACAGAGCAGAAACCCAGAUCAGAGUUCACCCAGAGGUGGUGCUCCCUCAAUGCCGGCAUGUUCACCUACUAUAAAACCGAGCAAAUGACUCACCGGUGUGGCAGUAUGAAGACAAGUGAAAUCAUCUGCUUGUCUCUCAACAGCCCAGGGAAUCAUGGGUUUGAACACACCCUUGAAAUAUACACGGAUGCGGGACGGGUCUACCUAUUUGGAGCUGAUGACAUCGUCACUAUCAAGGAGUGGUUUAGAGCUAUUUCCAUGGCUAUGCUUCCUACAGCUCUCAGUAGUGUGUGUGGACUCUGUGAUCGGCUGGGUCGUCUGCUGUGCACUGAAGGGAGCUUAGGGACCGGCUGGUUCUGUCUGAGUGGCUCCAUGCUGCAGGUCCUUCUGGAAGACUCUGUACAGGACAUCAACCUUCUUCGACUACACACACUGACUAUAGGCGAUGGUGCAGGAGAUGUGGUGUUGGGGUGGAGGGGGGGAUAUGUGCACCUCUCUUUUGACCAGAGGCCGCAUUUCCCCGGGUGGAUAAGCUCGCUCCGGCGGGGUGCAGGAUCCGGAAAUGAGAUGCUGUCUCAGCAACAGCUCACCAAAUCAGGAAUACCAAUCACCGUCCAGCGCUGCAUCGAAUACGUCACCCGCCAUGGUCUCAUGUCAGCAGGGAUCUAUCGGAAGAGUGGAACCACCUCAAGAGUGUCAGCACUGCUGGAUAGUUUCCAGCAAGACGCACGGAAUGUAUGUUUUUCCGACAAGUUCGGGGUGGACGAUGUUGCAAGCACCCUAAAACGCUUCCUUAGAGAGGUCAAAGGUGGAGUGUUUAAUGGGGAAGAUAACUCACGAAACUGGCUCAAGGUUGCAGAUGUAUCUCACCACCGUGCUAAACUCAGCAUGUAUCAGAAUCUACUGUCUGAACUGCCCGAGGUGAACAGAGAGACACUGAAAGUUCUACUCAACCAUCUCUACUGUGUGCACCAUCUGUCCGAGUUCAAUCAGAUGACCAUGGGGAAUCUGGGAAUCGUGUUUGGACCAACACUCUUUCAGACUGAUGGGUCUGACCCGAGGACCUACACAGUAGUGGAGGAAAUGAUACAGAAUUACUGUGCCAUCUUUAAUGUCCCAGAGGAGGAGCUUCAGAAGGAACUGGAUGCAACUUCUCUCAUCCUAAACAAAAUCAAUGACCAGACAUCCUCAAAGUUCGCCCCCUCGCUCAGCAUCUGCGCUGUUUAUAUCGAGAAGAAAGAGGAAGGGGCGGAGCUACUUGUGCAGGUGGGUAGUAAUGUAACAGCAAAGCAACUGGUGUUGCAAGUGUUGGAGAUGCGGGGAAUAGAGCCCUUUGCAGAAGAAAUGUGGACCUGCUAUGAGGUUCAGGAGAAAGAAGAGAUGGAGAGAGAGCUGCAUUUUGAGGAAAAGGUGCUGCCGUUGUAUUUCUCAUUAGGCCCGGACUGCCACCUGUUGGUCAAAAAGAGCCAGUACAGCAACGACAUCAAAAACUACCUCAGUGGUAAAAAUGAGGUGUAUAAGGUGGGAACACUGAGAGUGUGUGAAGUAAAAGGAGACAAAAACAGGAACUUCAUCAGCCACCAGUGUGAGCUCACCAAAGGGACUUUAAAACUGUAUAAAGACAAAGAGAGCUCACUGUGUGAGAAGGAGUGGUCUGUGCAGGAAGGGACGCUCUACUACGGCUACAGGAGCAAACUAUCCCCCCCAACACCAUGGGGUCUAACUCUAGUGUGUGGUCAGCAGCAGUGGUAUUUUUGCUGUGACAAUGAGGAUGAGUUUAUUGAGUGGAUGGCCACCUUUCUGAGCCUUCAGUGUGGUGAGAAUCGGUGAAAGGAGUAAACAGAAGGAGCCCAAAUGAACAAACUAGGAAUGACAAGACUAAGCCUAUUUUAUGAAAUCAGCAUUAUCACUAUGAUUUAACAUCUAAAUUGGAAUUUUUAUGUUUUGACAUUUAUAUUUUUGUAUGUUUCUUUCAAACUGUUCAACAAUUUACACUUUACUAGUAAAUUGCAUCAUAACAAAGUAAACUAUAAUAAAGUCAUAUGGAACUGAAACACUGAUGAAUAAUUAUAUUAAAAACAUGUAACUGUAACUAAA
Astyanax mexicanus (Mexican tetra) is the source of this 3920-nucleotide messenger RNA. RefSeq names its product ArfGAP with RhoGAP domain, ankyrin repeat and PH domain 1a (gene arap1a). Gene Ontology annotation, biological process: signal transduction. Gene Ontology annotation, molecular function: GTPase activator activity. The coding region runs from base 345 to 3653 and encodes 1102 amino acids. NCBI's taxonomy places the organism in Eukaryota, Metazoa, Chordata, Actinopteri, Characiformes, Acestrorhamphidae. The record is from RefSeq and is a predicted model, not a curated record. The transcript is spliced from 29 exons.